AUUUAGCAGCACCUCGUUCUGUGUGCGGGACUCACUGCACAGGGAGCAGCCUGAGGUCGUAGAGACAACUGGACUGAAUCCUGGAAAAACCGUUAGACGUCUGCAAACAUGGUUGAUGCUUUCUGCGGCACAUGGAACCUGGUGGACAGUCAGAACUUUGAUGACUACAUGAAGGAGCUAGGUGUUGGCUUUGCCACCAGACAAGUGGGAAACGUGACCAAACCCACGGUGGUGAUCGGCCAGGACGGAGACAAAGUGGUGAUAAAAACCCUGAGCACCUUCAGGAACACUGAGAUCUCCUCCAAACUGGGCGACGAGUUUGAUGAGACCACGCCCGAUGACCGACACGUCAAGUCGACCUUCACCAUGGAGGGAGACAAGUUUGUGCAGGUGCAGAAGUGGGACGGGAAGGAGACCAGAUUUGUCAGAGAAAUCAAGGACGGGAAGAUGGUGAUGACUCUGACCUUUGGAGGUGUCCAGGCCGUGCGCACGUAUGAAAAAGCCUGAAGUUUCCCACCGCGGAAGAGCAAAUCAUUCCAGCACUGUGUUCACCCACCAUCCAGGUGUUCAUUUCUAACAUUAAAGCUGUGGUUUUUUUAUUGUACUCAAUGAUUUGCACUUGAUUCAUUGUCUGACGUGUGAACAUUUCUAAGAUCUUUUUGUGAAAUCCUGACUGUGAGGUUCUUUUUCAUUCUGCGCGUCUGAAAAAAAAAAAGGGAAAAUAAACUGUUUGACUGAAAA
This is a messenger RNA of Cynoglossus semilaevis (tongue sole), 741 nucleotides long. Its product is annotated as fatty acid-binding protein, brain-like. Bases 109 to 507 code for a protein of 132 amino acids. Gene Ontology annotation, molecular function: lipid binding. Lineage: Eukaryota; Metazoa; Chordata; Actinopteri; Pleuronectiformes; Cynoglossidae. The record is from RefSeq and is a predicted model, not a curated record. The transcript is spliced from 4 exons.